AUGGAAAAACUUAGGUCAAAGAAUGGAGUUAUAAUGACAGAUACACUGGCAGGAUACGAAAUUGUCCGUCAGGGCAUCUUUGAUUAUGGUGAUUACAUGGAAGAUUCAACAGACGCAGAUCGAGCACAAUUACCACCAAGAAAUUUACUUCUUCACAUUGGUCUUCCUGGUGUAACAGAUUAUAAGACAAUUGAUUUAAGCGUUUUACCAAAAAAGGCACACAUUAAAGCAGGAAUUCACAAUUUUGAUAUUCCUUUACCAUUCGAAGUACUUUUAGAUGACAUGAAUGCAAAAUGGAAGGCUCCAAUCCUUACAGUUCAAUUAAAAGUUAAACCUCCACCAGUUAAAAAAUAUACUAAAGAAGAUGUUGCAAAGUUUGCAGGUUUUGAGGUUCUUUCUGAAGAGCAAAUACCAGAACUCCCAGAGACAGAAGUAAUUGUCCAAAAUGGUCAAAUGUCAGUCACAAAGAAAGAAGGUGAAAAUCCACCAAAACCAGCUCAGUUCUACAUGAGUGUUGAUGAAGCAGUUGUUACAGUUGUCCUUUACUUUGCUCGCGCUGUGGAAGAUUCAAUUAAAAUCGAAGGAAAUCAUAUUUCAGUUAGUAACGAAUCGGGACAAUUAUAUGAAGUUGAUAUCAAUCCACCAUUCCCACUUAAGACUUUACCACAUAUAACUAUUACUCCAAUUCAAGUUAGAUUAAUGUAUACAGAAAAUCUUAAUGAUAAACCUGAAACAGAGGAAAAGGAACCAACAGAAGAAGUCAAGAGAUUGACUGAUAUGAAAUCAGAUCCUACAUAUGAGCUUCAGAACGCUUUCAUCUGGGAAUUAGAGCCUUAA
This is a messenger RNA of Trichomonas vaginalis G3, 837 nucleotides long. RefSeq names its product PIH1 CS-like domain family. The coding region runs from base 1 to 837 and encodes 278 amino acids. Lineage: Eukaryota; Parabasalia; Trichomonadida; Trichomonadidae. The transcript has a single exon. The record is from RefSeq and is a predicted model, not a curated record.